AUGGCUACGUUUGGUGGAGAUGAAGUUUCAGCUAUUAUUCUGGAUGCUGGUUCUUGUUGGACUCGUGCUGGUUAUGCAGGUGAAGAUGCACCAAAAGUAAUAUUUCCAACUUCUUAUGGCUACAUUCCAGAAGUUGAAAUCGGCAGUGUAACAGCUGAUGGAGAUACUAUAAUGGAUGAAGCAGCUAUGAAGGUUGAAGGUGGUGAAGGAUCGGAAGCGAUCAAGACAAAUAAACAAAAUAGAACUAAAAAAGGAAGAUAUAUAGUGGGUGAUUCGGAAAUUGCUACUUGGAGACAAAAUAUGGAAAUUAAAAAUCCGUUUGUUGAUGGUUUAAUUCAAGAUUGGGAUGCUUUAGAAGAAAUUUGGGAUUAUGCUUUAGAAAAAAGAUUAAACGUUGAUCCUAACGAGCAUCCAUUGUUUGUAACAGAACCUGCUUGGAAUACUCGUGAGAUUAGAGAAACUCUCACUGAACUUGCAUUCGAAAAAUAUAAUACUUUAGCAUUUUAUGUUGCAAAAAAUCCAGUAUUAACUUCAUUUGCAACUGGUCGUCCAACAGCAAUUGUUUUAGAUUGUGGAGCGAGUACUACAAGUUGUGUUCCAGUUGUUGAUGGAUAUGUUUUAAAAAAAGGAAUUUAUAAACAAUCAAUUGCAGGAGAUUUCAUUUCAGAACAAAUAAUGCAAUUAUUGCAACAAAAACUUAAUAUUAAUAUCAUUCCACAUUAUUUGAUAGCAAAAAAACUCGGUGUUGCUGAACCAGAUAUGCCUGCAAAGGUAGAAUUACGAGAUAGACCAAACACCACAGAAAGUUACCAUAAAUUUAUGCAAAUGAAAGUAAUACAAGAAUUUAAAGAAUCUGUAUGUCAAGUAUUUGAAACAACAUAUGAUGAUUUGGUUAUUGCUGCUCGACCAUUAAAAAGUUUUGAAUUUCCAGAUGGAUUCAAUACAUCUUUUGGCACUCCACGAUUCAGUAUACCAGAAAUUCUUUUCUCUCCAACAAACAAUACAUACCGGCUUCAAGAAGGCACUGGAAUUGACACAUCUUCAUUGAUGAGUAUCCAUCAAAUGAUACAUAAUAGUGUAGCUUCAUGUGACAUUGAUAUUCGACCGAAUUUAUUAACUAACAUUAUAUUAACUGGCGGAACUACGUUAUUACCUGGAUUUGCUGAUAGAUUAAAUUAUGAAUUGACUAUGAUGACUCCAGGGUUAAAGGUUAAAAUUCACGCACCAGGUAACAGUAUUGAACGAAAAUGUAGUAGUUGGUUAGGUGGUUCAAUUUUGGCAUCAUUAGGAACUUUUCAUCAAUUAUGGAUAUCACGCGAGGAAUAUAAUGAACGCGGAAAAUCUAUCGUGGAAAAGAAAUGCGAAUAA
Molecule: messenger RNA, 1368 nt
Organism: Entrophospora sp. SA101
Lineage: Eukaryota; Fungi; Glomeromycota; Glomeromycetes; Entrophosporales; Entrophosporaceae
Source: the annotation of a GenBank genome assembly